GUUUACGACCCGCCAAUGUUUCGAGAGAAGAAGAAGACGUAGAAUGCUAGCUAGUUUAGCUCAAGCUAGCUAGCUCGUUGGAUGCACUGAAGUGAUGUUAUGCUAGCUAUUUGCUAACUAUCUGGAUUUCAGGGAAACAGACAAAAAACCUAACAUCGUUUUUGGAAUGCUUAACCAGCCUUGAGUCGAUACAACCUAUGUUUGGUGUGAUUACCCUCCGGCCCGUCAUGAAGUUGACCGGGCACACAGUUGUCGGAUGAUUCUCCUGAAUUAGUAGCUAAAGGGCCUCGAGUCCGCGGUGCUCGGGUGAAGGACAGCCGGGGAUCAGCGCCUACUGAGAGCGGGAGCUUUGAGCCACAAGCCAACUAGUAAUACGAGGUUUUAUUUAUUAUAACUGUACCACAACCUAUCCUCAUCAUGUCACACACCGGACCCCCUCCUCGAUGGCGGAAUUGUCCCAGAAGAGGACAACCUGUGGCAGGUAAAUUCCUGCCAAUGAAAACGAUGUUGGGUCCCAGAUACGACGACCAAGUCCCAGAGGAGAACAGAUUUCACCCGGGCAUGCUGUCCAACUUUUUAAAAAGUCUAAAAGUGAAAAUGGGUUUGCUUGUGGAUUUGACGAACACUACGCGUUUUUAUGACCGCAACGACAUUGAAAAAGAAGGCAUCAAAUAUGUGAAGCUUCAGUGUAGAGGCCAUGGAGAAUCCCCGUCGAAAGAGACUACUACAUCUUUCAUCAGUAUCUGUGAACACUUCAUCGAGAAGAAUCCUACCGAGAUAAUAGGUGUUCACUGCACGCAUGGCUUCAACCGGACUGGCUUUCUGGUGUGUGGGUACCUGGUGGAGAAGAUGGACUGGAGCGUGGAGGCAGCCGUGGCGGCGUUCACGCAGGCCCGGGCCCCCGGGAUCUACAAGGGAGAGUACCUCAAAGAGCUUUUCCGUCGUUAUGGAGACGAGGAGGACUCACCCCCUGCCCCUGCGCUCCCCGAGUGGUGCUUCGACGACGAUGACGAGGAGGACGUGGACGACGAUGGAAAGUCUGUGGGCCAGGAUUCGGGCCCCAGCUCCUCGGGGUCAUCGGCUGGCAAACGAAAGAAAGAAAAGCUCAAGCUGGGUGCAGUAUUCCUUGAAGGCAUCACGGUGAAAGGCGUCUCACAGAUCACCACACAACCCAAACUCGGAGAGAUCCAAAGAAUGUGUCAGAGGAUGGCCGAGUGGGAAAGAUCUGGUUUCCCUGGGGCUCAGCCUGUGUCCAUGGACAGGACAAACCUUCGUUUCAUGGAACAGAAACCAUACAAAGUCAGCUGGAAGGCUGACGGCACACGGUACAUGAUGUUGAUCAACGGAAAAAAUGAAGUAUUCAUGAUCGACAGAGACAACACGAUCUUCCACAUAGCGAACCUAGAGUUUCCUUUCCGGAAGGAUCCACGUGUACACCUCGCAAAUACUCUAUUGGACGGGGAGAUGAUCAUCGACAAAGUGAACGGUCAGCCGGUGCCCCGCUAUUUGAUAUACGACAUCAUCAAAUUCAAUGGACAGCCGGUUGGCCAGUGUGAGUUCAAUAUUCGACUGUUAUGCAUGGAAAAGGAGAUCAUUUCUCCCCGGAUGGAAAAGAUGAAGACCGGACAGAUCGACAAAACCAAGGAGCCCUUCAGCGUCCGAAACAAACCCUUCUUUGACAUUCAUUUAUCACGCAAGCUUCUUGAAGGCAGCUUCACGUCCCAGGUCAGCCAUGAAGUCGACGGGCUUAUCUUCCAGCCGUACGGGAGAUACAAGGCCGGCAGGUGUGACGACAUCCUCAAGUGGAAACCCCCGAAUCUCAACUCUGUGGACUUUCGCCUGAAGAUCACCAAAGUCGGAGGAGAAGGGCUGCUGCCACAGACCGUCGGCUUGCUCUACGUCGGCAGCUAUGACAGGCCCUUUGCAAAGAUGAAGGCCACCAAAGAGCUGAAACAGUACGACAACAAGAUCAUCGAGUGCACCUUCGCCAACAGCACCUGGGUGUUCAUGAGGCAGCGGGUUGACAAGAGCUUCCCAAACUCCUACGACACAGCCAUGGGGGUGUGUAAAAGCAUCACGGAGCCCGUCACUAAGGACAUCCUGUUGGAGUUCGUGGACCGCUACUCUCAGGCCGUCCAAGCCCAGAACCGGAAACACCCCGCAGACGCAGACUCUGAGCUAAUGCCCCCUCCUCCUCCAAAGAGAGUGAACCGGGCCAACCCAUAGCUCUCAUCCGGACGCUCUCCAGUCGCAGCGUACAUCACCAGCCCCCCCUACAGAAAACAGACAUUUCAAAGCUUUUAUUUCCAUCAGCACAUUUGCUUUCACAGCCUAUAAAUGCCAGGACUUUGAUUGACUGCCUCGUUAAUUUACCUUGUAGACUUCUUUGUAGCUUUACUUGCUGGUGUUCUUAUUAAAAUGAAAAUCAUAAUGGUUAGUUUAUUUUUUGUUUUGCUAUUUAUCUUUUUUUUUUCUUUUUUUUUUUUUUAAAGCCUGAGCUAUUUAUCAAAAGGGACGUUCUUUAUCUCUACAAAACAACACCUCUCGAUGCAGACCUUGUUCAUGUUUUGUCAACAAGUUCCUUAUUUGUAUUGAAGGAGGAGUAAACAUCAUAAACGCUCAGUCUGUCGUCUCAGUGCAUUUUUAAAGAGGAAACGACUCUUCAAGAAGAUUUUAUUAAGAUUAGCACAAAGCUGCAUGUGCUUUUGGGUUCAAUUAACGAUGCCGCCUGGUUUUCCAAAUGUUUUCAUAACUAAAACGGAUACAUAUGAGAUCUCAGCUCUGUGUUUCGUAACAUGUUGUCCAAAGGAAGCCCAUCUGUGUGGACUUUUUGUUUUAAAGGCCAUAGGGGUGGGCGGCGAAAUGGCAACAUGAUUACAUAGACUCAACAAACUAAAUGAAGGAGCAACAGUGAAAUCCAGCUACAGAUGGGCGACAAAUAGACAGGAACAGGAAGUUGAAUGGUUUUGGUGCUCGUUGAUUCUCUGGACUUGACCAAAAGAUGUUCACUCGGUUGAUGUUCAGAGAGGGAGAUGAAGGAUCAGAUAAAAACGUGUUAAAUUGAGUUGAGAUCUCGUGGUAAAGGACUUUUUAGAGAAACAUAAUCCCUCACUAUCCGGUGUCGCCCAUGGGACCUCAUUUCAACAAAAUGGUAUACUACUGUCAAAGACAAAUAGUAUUUCGAUCCCUUGAAUUGUGCAAUGUGAACAUAUGAUUUUGUCAAUUUCGAAGACGGUUUUGCAAGUCAAGAAAGUUGCAGUUUUGUACUGGUACCAGUUAGUUAUGAAUAAAACCCUUGUGAACUACA
Molecule: messenger RNA, 3307 nt
Organism: Gymnodraco acuticeps
Lineage: Eukaryota; Metazoa; Chordata; Actinopteri; Perciformes; Bathydraconidae
Gene: rngtt
Product: RNA guanylyltransferase and 5'-phosphatase
Exons: 16
Coding region: 418-2226 (602 amino acids)
Biological process (GO): 7-methylguanosine mRNA capping; protein dephosphorylation
Molecular function (GO): ATP binding; mRNA guanylyltransferase activity; protein tyrosine/serine/threonine phosphatase activity
Source: RefSeq, a predicted model, not a curated record